AUGGCGACCGGCGCGCUCUACGUGAGGAACAUUUAUCUCCACCAUGAUCUGGAGUUCCCGCCUAUAGCCCAAUGGAUAAAGUUUUCCACACGCAACUUCAAGAAGGCUCAAUCCGACCCAUUACCUUUAAAAAAGCCCGGACAUAUUCUAACGGAUCCGGAUGAUCUAAUCACUGUGGAAAAUAACAAAUUAAAAGCUGCACCGGCUAAGUCAGAUGUGGGUAAAAAACCGCCUUGA
Molecule: messenger RNA, 237 nt
Organism: Pieris macdunnoughi
Lineage: Eukaryota; Metazoa; Arthropoda; Insecta; Lepidoptera; Pieridae
Source: the annotation of a GenBank genome assembly